This is a messenger RNA of Verruconis gallopava, 4273 nucleotides long. RefSeq lists its product as uncharacterized. The record is from RefSeq and is a predicted model, not a curated record. Bases 1 to 3981 code for a protein of 1326 amino acids. The transcript has 6 exons. Lineage: Eukaryota; Fungi; Ascomycota; Dothideomycetes; Venturiales; Sympoventuriaceae.
AUGCAAGGUCAUGAGCUUCUCCUAGCCCUGGAGCUGUCACGGCCAGUUUCUGCAGGGAGUGAGUGGCCAAUUCAGUUUCCAUUUCCCCCCCCACAGCAGGUGAAUAUUUCGCAUUCAAAGUUCCCACAGCGCGAGUCGUCAGCAUUUUCUCGUCUUUCCAAUGGCGUGGAGCUAGCGCAAGUUCCAACUUGUGGACAAUUUCAACAAAUCAGUGAUGAAGACGCAAAGUUUAGUCGACUCACGCAUCCAGAAGUUGAGAAGCAAACCACACCGGGCCAAGUACAGCAUUCUUUAAGCGCAAACCUGACCAUGCGAGAUACGGAGAAGAUCGUCAUAUCAAAAGACAAUCAGCAUGGCCAGUUUGCGAAAAGCAGUCCGGACCAAGUAAUCGAGAAAGAGCCUUACAAAAGUCAAGAAUUUGAUCCUUCCGGGCUUGAUGUCGCCUAUGAGCCUUUUUCAGAUGCUAUAUCCAAAGUGCUGAAAAAUCAUCAGACAUCAUGCAGCAAAUGUAGCAGCAAGGGUGAUCGUAAACAACAUGGCCCAGAUGCACGAUCAAGAGGGAAAGAAGAUCCGACACAAACUACUUUGCACAAAUCUCAGAUGGAGAGCGUCAUUGGAGUAAUUCCUCACGGGGAUCUUUGCAAACAGAUGAAGGAGAUUGAAUCAACCAUUAGCGAUCCACCUGGAGUACAGAGAGUGGCCACUGUUCCAAAUGAUUUAUUUAACCACGUCUUACUUGGCAGUACAACCGCAGAACCUUCUCAACUCAAAAAGAGAGUUGAAAAAGACGCAAACUUUGCCGAAGAUCACGCUGAUGUUGAGAGCUCCUGCAGCCCGACUUCUAGGACUGUUCAAGUCUUUCAGGAGCUCACAAACACUGGCACAAAACAUCUUGGAGACGAACCCAAAGAUGUCGGUUCUAAAAACACGGUAGAAGGCAAGAAAUUAAGAAAAAAGAGACUGCAACCAAAGGGGGUUCUUGGGAAGUCUCAACUGCGGCAACCAACAGUGACAGAAGUUUUGGGAGUUCUCGGGGACGUGCUGAUCGGCAACAUGAAUGCUGAGUUUGAAAAGAUUGCUAUGAAGCAUGUAAAAGAUGUACAAGUAUACCAUUCAGAUAUACUUCUACUAAGGGAAGAAAAUGCUACAAUGAGGACGAAACUCGAGGUUUCCAAUAGGGAAAAACACCGAUUGGCUGCGGCGGAAAUGGAGAGAACUUCAAAGUUGAAAUCUUUUGUGGACAAGGUCAAAAAACUAGAGGAUCUUGGAAAUACUCUUAACAAUGACAUUCAGCAAGAACGAGCGACGAGGAGGCAACUAUGCGAGGAAGUAAAGGCACUGGCUCUAGAUUCGGCAACUCUAUCUGAGAAUCUCAAGCAAGCUUUAGGCCACUCGUCGGACGCCAUCGAUACCAUAUCCCACGUGAGAACGAAAAUAAUGAAUGAGCUUAGGGACUCUGAAAAAUGUUGUCGGCAACUUGAGGUAGAAAAAUCGAAUUUGAUCGAGCAAUUAGAAAUAAAGAAGAAUCAACUCGAAGAGCUAACCAUAGACCGUAACCGACUGAAGUUCGCGCUCGAGAAUGGUAGUCCUGUACAAAUGAGCCUGGAGGAAUUGAUCAGCGGAAAUCACGGCACUUUGAUGAAGAAGCUGUCAGGCAUGCGAAAUGACUUGACUGGGCAAGGCGAAUCUUCACUUUGUACUCGCUUCUUAGCGAUGUCCGAGAACGUCCAGAUGCUGCAUAUGCAGAACUCAAUAUCACCAGAGUCUGUGGAUGGCAUUCGCAAAAGCCUCGCACAAAUAAAAUCCGAACUGCUUGCGGCUAUACAAGACGCCCUAACCAAUGCGAACAAAUCAGCCAAUGCUGAUUUAUUCAAUGAAAAGAUAUUGAAUCUGAUAGACGAGCACAAGAGAAAUAUCCAAACCGAGUUUAUGGAACGGCAGAAACUUCAAACCGAAUUGAUUGACCUGCGAAUGGACAAUGUUGCGGUCACAGAGCGAUUAAAGGUUCAAGAGCUUCGAGUGAGGGAACUGAUGGAGCAACUUAAUUGCAGUCAACAAACAGAGAGUAAACUCCGUGAGCAUAAUCUACAACUCCUUCAGCAGCUACAGCUACACGUUCAAAAAGACACAAUCCCGUCUUAUCACAGCCACGACGAACAUUUCCAAGGGCGGAGUAAAGUAUUGCUUGACGAAGAACUUGAGAAGGCUCUUAGGUCUGAGGUUAAAGAUUUGAAAACCAUACUAAUGUCUAAGGAAGACGAAAUCACUGCGCUGUCGAGAGAGCUGGAGGAGUCUAAGCGAGAAGACAGCCUAAAACUUGAAAAAUUGCAGAACGACCUUCAGAGGAACAUGGAGUCCAUUCUGAAAGACCAGAAGGCUCAAUAUGAGAAUAGAAUCCGAGACUUGCACAAUAAGCUGAUGAAAUCUGUAGAAGCUCUUCAGGAAUUACGAGAGGAAACAGAUAGCAAAAAGAAAAGUCAUUACUCGGGAACAAGAUCUAGUCAGACUCAUCAAAGCAAUAACAACAUGUCAGUGCUACAAUCAGAACAUGAAUCAUGCAUGCCAGCAUUAAAAGAUGAAUAUGAAGCCAUUCUUUUACAGUUACGAGAGAAGCAUGAUGCUGAAAUUGCCGAGCUACAGGCUAAAUCCAGUGAAGAGCUUCAUUCUGAGCUUCGCAAGAAGAUUGAAAAUUAUGGUAAGACUCACGUAAAGGAGAUGGAUCUGGAAGAUAAGAACGGUGAUGCAGAUGAAAUAAGAAAUCUAUUAGUUUUCAAGCCCAAACAAUCAGAAAAAGAGACAGAAAUUAUUAAAAGAAGGCUAGAGGAAGUCAUAGGUGAUGUUGAAGACAUCGAAUUUUUGUUCCGAAAAGGAAACAAAGAAAAUCAGAGACCUCUCUGCACGAGUGAGCAGUCGGCGCUCUGCUUAAAACUGAAAAGGACGAUUGCGAAGCUGCAGAAACUCCAGCAAGUCUACAAAUCAGAACAACAGCAUGAAAAUCAAACAGAGAUAGAAGAAGAACCAUCGCCGCAAAUCAUGAGAUCUGAAGAAGGAGAAUUGCUGAACAGCUCACGAGCCCUUGAAUCGGAGAUGUCGAAAACGCAGUUCUCGAGUAUAGUCUGGGAACCUCAGGUUGGGCCUGAUGUACGGCGGAAGGAUAGCCAAGCUCACAUAGAUGUGAAGGGGAACUUCAAUCACGACAAUGUUGAUGCAACCCAGUCGACAAGCGCUGAGAUUAGCAGUACAGAUCUGCUAAAACGAGAUGAAGAACCGAGAUCAAAGCUGGAGUUUCUGCGGAAAGAGAGACAAGCUGAGACUUCGCCGUAUGUGGUUUCAUCCGCGGAUACAAGCCCUUGUCUAGUCAUGAGUGAUACGCAGUUUUUUUCUUCAAAAUCUCCAAAUACACUAUCCAUAAAAGGAAAAGUGAAUAUGAAAGUACCUAACGAUGGCACAACUUGGACACCAAUGUCUCAAGGAACUCCGACAAUCCCGACAUGCGCAAGUGAAGGGAGCUCUCGUGCAGAUACUCCACCAAACGCUGACUCACUAGCACAGUCGACGAGCAAUUCACAAGAUAAUUCUGGCAAGCGUCGUAAAUUCGCCCUGCAAGAUGAUCCAGGCGUAAAAAAGCGUAGCCGAGUUGAGAAGAACAACAUGUCAAAGUCAACGAAGCAAAUCUCUCACCAAGCUGGAACUGUUUCGUUCGAACAGCACGAAAACGUACGUCAACCAGGAAACGAGCGCGAGGAAUCAACAGGAGUCGAAACAAAUCAUGGAGAGAACGCUGGACGGUACCCGUGUGACAACCUGGCAAAAUACCAGCAAUUCGCUCCGUCUCGAAACUGCCGAUCUGCUGCAAACUCAGCGACUAACAAAGAAUCAAACCUGUGCGUGAAGGUUAACAAAAGCCAGAAAAACACAGAUAACGUUAAGGAUAAGAUGUCCAAUAACUAUCUGAGAAGAUCAAGACGAUUGAACGUUUGAAAUUUGACAUCAACAUUACUGAGGAAAAUGUAUUGAUCGGAUCUAGGUUAGACGUUAAUGGACGUCUACAUUACCCUAUCAUCGCUUGAAAUUUGGAAUUGAUGUUACACUUCCGAAAGUAAACGCUUAUUUCACAAUCAUAUAUUGGAAAGCCUGGGAAACAUGGGAGAUUCGUUAUGGCAGCACAUUGUUCACGGUGAAAAAGUAUUUUGAGGUGAGAUAAUGAGCAACUAUGAUUUGGUGAAGGUGUUGCUUUAUGAGUUGUUCCGCUAUCAAGUCCAGAUCUCCUGAU